GGAUGGUCCCUUGGCUUGGCUUCGAAGCCAAGAGAAUUGGAUGGUUACGUGCCCUUCAUGCAAACCUUUACAUGUUCUCUGUUAAGCCAUUGUGGAAGCUCGCUCUAUUGUCCUGUGCGUCAAUCAUCCCUUAAACAGUAAUAUCUUACAUGUUCAAUUCUAUUGCUUCUUUAUGCUCAUUCUCCAUCUGGUUACUCUUUUUCUUUUACUUCACCUGCAAACAAAGCUCUUUUUCUACUCACUUUUUUGUUGUUCACUAAAGAUCUCAUGAUAACAUUCAGUUUUCUGUUACUGACACUUGAAAAGUAUAACGCAUGACAUUUACAAUUUGAGUCUCAAAGGGGAAGAAGAAUGGCAUCCCUGGUGCCUGGAGUUCUACUGAAGCUUCUCCAGAGUAUGAACUCUAACGUAAAAGUACGCGGGGAAUAUCGCUCUGUUCUUCUGCAGGUGAUCAGCAUCGUGCCCGCACUAUCUGGCUCUGAAUUAUGGCCUAACCAAGGUUUCUUCAUAAAAGUUUCCGACUCUUCUCAUUCAACCUAUGUCUCUCUUUCCAAGGAAGACAACGAGCUCAUAUUAAAUAAUAAGCUGCAGCUUGGACAAUUCUUUUAUGUGGAUGGAAUCGAGGCUGGCACACCUGUCCCUAUUCUUGUUGGUGUUAGAGCACUCCCUGGACGCCAUCCUUUUGAAGGCAAUCCCAAGGACUUAAUGCAGAUGUUAGAACAAUCAGAGCAUCCUCGUAGUGAUGGAGUUAAUGAUUCCAAAUUCACGGAUUUAACUGAAGCAAAAGAGAAUUUCAGUUCAAGUCAGAAGAUUGUUAUUAAAGAGGAAAAACUAGGUGUUUCAUCCAGGUAUAUGCAGGGUGUUCUGAAUCCAAACUCAAAGCUUAAUGGGUUAGAGGCUAAUGUGGGAAGCAAAGGAAAUGAUCUAGAAAUGGGCGCAGAUGGUAAAAAGGUGGGAACUGCGAAAGGAAAGCAACUAGACAUCAAAGGUCAGAUUUUAGUAUCACAGAUGCUUCUGAUGACUCAAACUGGCACUCGACUUGAAACAUUUUCACUAAAGCAAGACGUCACUCGAUCUAACAUUCGGAAAGCUAUCACAACAUCUUCUGUGUGUACUUCUGCCAAACACAAUAGUUCUACUAAACAGGAAAAUUUGAAUAUGAAUUUGUUGUCUCGCGCUAAAGAUAAAAGCAAGAAUGCUGAGACAAUUUCAUGGUCUUCUUUGCCAACCAAGCUUCUCAGGCCUGGAAAGGUUAUUCUUAGAAGGAAACAUCUAGCAUCUCAGGUUGUAGUACAAGCGCAAAAGGAAUUGUCUGCAGCAACAACCACUGUUAAAUGCCUGAGUAUGUUCGCCAACGUCUGUUCUUUAGCAUCUUCAGAGAAUCCUCAUGCCACACUAAGCAAAUUUUUUGCUCUCCAACAGCUCAUGGACCAGCCAAAUGCUACGGCUCAAUUGAAUGAUAAAUCACUUCAACUAUACAGAAUUUCAACUCCCUUAGAAAAGCAUAAAUCUGGCACGACAGCAGGUUUGAUGCCAGCUAAAAGCACGGCAAAGUCUUCAAAACCUUUGACCGAACUAUCAGGGACUGAGAAACAAGAAUGGGCCAAAGGGGGUGGUAUGAAAGAGAUCAACGAGCUGAGAGAAUUACUUUUAAAUGAAACAAGAUCGUGGUUUCUGAUGUAUCUGGAAAAGACAUUAGAUGCUGGGUUUUCCGUUAGCUCCCGUGAGAAGAGCAAGGAUACUAAGGAUGUUGCAGGGAGACAAAUUGAGCAAGCCAACAAUAUAGCUCUAACACUGUCACACCUUAAGCAUGCAAACGAGUGGCUGGACAAACUGAGGAGCAGUUGCAACACGGAAAGUGAAGGGAUGGUGGAGACUGUUGACAGAUUGAAGCAAAAAGUUUAUUCUUGUUUGCUUGUACAUAUUGAUUCCGCUGCUUUAGCAUUGGGGAACCGAGCCUGAUUCAAGGUCAAGAAGCAGCUCCGCAACAGUAGAACUCUAAUGCUAUUUAUUAGUUAAAUGCAUUUAGCCAACAUUGAUAAUGGAUGCUUCGACUGCUCUGUUUGAGUGAAAUGCAAUGUUGGUCUAUACUUGUACCCAAAAUAAAAAAAUAACAAAGGUGCUGACUUUAUAUUAAAUUUCAAUUUAUCUUAUAAAUAAAAAAAAAAGUAAAGACCUCUAGAAGACAUUGAAAGUUGAAUUAUGACAUGGUUUUCUAGUCCAAAUGGUGGCAGCGGAGGAAUAACGCUACUUUGACUAAAUGCAAUAACCGUACCAGUAAAAAAAAAAAAUACUUGAUUCUACAGGAAAUCCAGACGAGAAAGAAUCUAUCUUGCGGCAUACAAAGUGAUGGAUACAAGAUUGUGGCGGA
Messenger RNA from Vigna radiata var. radiata (mung bean), 2371 nucleotides. RefSeq lists its product as uncharacterized. NCBI's taxonomy places the organism in Eukaryota, Viridiplantae, Streptophyta, Magnoliopsida, Fabales, Fabaceae. The transcript has 4 exons. The record is from RefSeq and is a predicted model, not a curated record. The coding region runs from base 352 to 1962 and encodes 536 amino acids.